Chelmon rostratus (copperband butterflyfish) is the source of this 3073-nucleotide messenger RNA. RefSeq names its product vacuolar protein sorting 4 homolog A (gene vps4a). Lineage: Eukaryota; Metazoa; Chordata; Actinopteri; Chaetodontiformes; Chaetodontidae. Gene Ontology annotation, biological process: endosomal transport; vacuole organization. Gene Ontology annotation, molecular function: ATP hydrolysis activity; ATP binding. The transcript is spliced from 12 exons. The coding region runs from base 145 to 1455 and encodes 436 amino acids. The record is from RefSeq and is a predicted model, not a curated record.
UAUCAAUACAAAUACAUGUAAAUUUCAUUUAGUGAAGAUUAUAGCCUUAACAUAUUCUUGAGUGGUUUGGUAAACAUUUGUGUUUUGUCACUUUUAAGGGUCAGAGGAUAGAAGUCUGGGUGGAGAGCAGAAGAGUGAGAUGAAAUGACAACGUCAACAUUACAGAAAGCGAUUGAUCUUGUGACCAAAGCCACAGAGGAAGAUAAGGCAAAGAAUUAUGAGGAGGCCUUGCGCCUGUACCAGCAUGCUGUGGAAUAUUUCCUACAUGCCAUCAAAUAUGAGGCCCACAGCGACAAGGCAAAGGAGAGUAUACGAGCAAAGUGUAUGCAGUACCUGGACCGAGCGGAGAAACUUAAGGACUAUCUGAAAAAUAAAGACAAACAGGGCAAAAAGCCUGUCAAGGAGGCACAGAGCAAUGACAAGAGUGAUAGUGACAGCGAGGGUGAAAAUCCAGAGAAGAAAAAACUGCAGGAGCAACUUAUGGGCGCUAUUGUAAUGGAGAAGCCUAAUGUCAGGUGGAACGAUGUGGCUGGCCUGGAGGGAGCUAAGGAAGCCCUGAAGGAAGCUGUCAUCCUGCCCAUCAAAUUCCCUCACCUCUUUACAGGCAAGCGGACCCCGUGGAGAGGCAUCCUGCUGUUUGGUCCUCCGGGGACGGGCAAGUCGUACCUGGCUAAGGCCGUGGCCACUGAGGCCAAUAACUCCACCUUCUUCUCUGUCUCCUCCUCAGACCUCAUGUCCAAGUGGCUAGGAGAGAGUGAGAAGCUGGUGAAGAACUUAUUUGACUUGGCUCGCCAGCACAAACCCUCAAUCAUCUUCAUUGAUGAGGUGGACUCGCUAUGCGGCUCCAGGAACGAGAACGAGAGCGAGGCCGCCCGCCGCAUCAAGACAGAGUUCCUGGUCCAGAUGCAGGGUGUGGGAAACAACAACGAUGGUAUCUUGGUACUCGGAGCUACCAACAUCCCCUGGGUGCUAGACGCUGCCAUCCGUAGAAGAUUUGAGAAGCGUAUCUACAUCCCUCUGCCGGAGGAGCCGGCUCGGGCUCAGAUGUUUCGUCUCCAUCUGGGCAACACGCCACACAGCCUGAGUGAGGCCGACCUGCGGCAGCUCGCCCGCAAAACAGACGGCUACUCCGGCGCCGACAUCAGCAUCAUCGUCCGGGACGCGCUCAUGCAGCCUGUCAGGAAGGUUCAGUCUGCCACGCACUUCAAAAAGGUUCGUGGUCCAUCCCGAAGCAACAACCAGGUGAUGGUGGACGACCUCUUGACCCCUUGUUCCCCCGGUGACCCUGCAGCCAUAGAGAUGACCUGGAUGGAUGUGCCUAGUGAUAAGCUACUGGAGCCCAUAGUCUGCAUGUCGGACAUGCUGCGCUCUCUGUCCACCACCCGUCCCACAGUCAACACUGAAGAUUUGCUGAAGGUCAAGAAGUUCACAGAGGACUUUGGGAUGGAGGGCUGAGGGACAGAGCACCACCCUGCCCUGCCCCACCUCUCCUCAGUUCACCAGAAGGGUCAAACUGCUCCCAGCAACACUCACCCCACCCCUCAACCGCUGUACCAUCCUGUAGGCUUUCAUCUCUCAGCUGAGCGCUUGGUUCACUGCCUCUCAUGGAUUCCAAAAGAAGCGACUGGUCUGCGCGAACGGAGAAAGAAAUCUUCUAUUACUUCCUUGUAGUAUCAUCCAGGCCAGUGUUUUUGAAUCCUUGCAGGAAGUUGACCAAAUGCUACAAUAGAAAUUUUUGGUGUGAUUUGGUAGUUGGACAAUAGAGCCCACGUCUUUCCCCCAUUUCUGACAGUGUUCCGUUAUAAAGCAGCCGCUACAGCAUAUUCACUACAAGAACUUCUCAUCUAACCUGCAUUGGUGUGAGGAAAGCUGCAUUUGAGUCUAAAUGCAUAAAGUCUGUCCCUCUCUGAGCUGAUUCUAUCUGACUGAAAGACUGUACAUUUUGUUGCCAUGGUGCACUUUGCUUUGGAUCGCAAUGAAGGACAGUGACGUAUGAAGAAGAGACAAAAGAAGAAGACAGUUCUCCUGACAGGCAUGCGAGUGUGUAAAUGCAUCUAAGUGUUUUUAUUAAGCUUGUGUGUCUUAAUGUAUUUGUCUGUAUGUUGAGAGCCCUGUUAUUUUGUUAUUUGUCGAAGAGUUAAAUUAAUGGAUCUUUGCUGCCUCCGUGGCCCUCUACAGCUCGUUGUGUGUCGACAUCAGGCCUGUACCUCAGUGCAAGCAGCAGUUUGAGUGAAGCUAUCAUGUUCAAUAUUUACAAUGCAAGAGAUGUGCUUGAUCGAGAGCCAAACACCACGUUUCCUCCAUCCAAAAGCUUGAAAAAGAUUUUUUAAAAACUCAAGUGUUAAUCCUUUAGUUGUUCUUGAGAAAAAAGCCUCACCACAAGGUUCAUUUCUUAGCUGUUCUGGAGCUUUCAGUUAUAUUACACGGUCUUCCUCAGCAGGAGGAGGAUACAUGUUCAAGUGUACAUUUUCUACUGUAAGGACUGCUCAUCCGUCUUGGCUGGAGAGCUGAGGCUGAAAGGUCAUACUUGACCCUCGAAAAUAGCAGUUGGUCCAUUUAGCAGAAGUUCUGGAGCUUUCGAUUAUAUCACAUGAUGUUCAUCACCACAGCUUAUAAAACAGUGCAGAUGAGGAGUCUGUGAAAUGUUCUGAAAAAAAUGAGAAUUUGGGCAAACUCUUGCUGAAGAAGACCAUGUAAUUGAACUGAAAGCUGCAGAGCAGAUGCUAAAUAGACCUAGCUGAGGCUGUUGUCUCUUCUGCUGUUCCCAAUGAAAAUUGAAUUUAAAAUCCGGUCAAAUGAGUUUCUGCACUGCAUUUCUCAGAAAGCACUUGUCUGAGAGCGAGCGGCACUGUGAUGUCCUCCUGUUUGAAUUUUAUUUGACUGAACUUUGUCUUUCCGUAGCUGUCCUUCCUGUUCCUGUUACAGAGAAUCAAUCAAGCACGUCUCUUUGAAUCUGAGUAUUUUGAUUGUGGUUUGUUUGCCCUGGCAUACAUUGUUCAGUAAUGUUACAGAACACUUUAUACAACAUGUUUGAUCACACCUGACUGACUAUAAUAGAGAUAGUUUGUUUACA